Messenger RNA from Olea europaea var. sylvestris, 1374 nucleotides. RefSeq names its product E3 ubiquitin-protein ligase RING1-like. Gene Ontology annotation, molecular function: ubiquitin protein ligase activity. Gene Ontology annotation, biological process: protein ubiquitination. The record is from RefSeq and is a predicted model, not a curated record. NCBI's taxonomy places the organism in Eukaryota, Viridiplantae, Streptophyta, Magnoliopsida, Lamiales, Oleaceae. Gene Ontology annotation, cellular component: cytoplasm. The transcript has 2 exons. Bases 38 to 1021 code for a protein of 327 amino acids.
AUAACUUCUCCUUUUCCCGAUCUCUCCGUGAAGGAAAAUGUCCUCCGCGGGAGUAGCCGUCGCGGACGGCAGUUCACAGAUAUACUUCUGCCACCAAUGCGAGCGCACGGUCAGCAUCACCCCCUCCCCCAAUGGCGAUCCUCUUUGCCCCUCAUGCCUCUCCGGCUUCGUUGAAGAAUACCAAAACCCUAACCCAGUCAUACCAGACCCGUUUUCUUCGGACACCCUCUCCACAUUCCUUAGCCACUUCCUGUUACCUUCUGCUUCAACCAGCGUUUCCCCGCAAAACCCUGGAGGCGACACGGACCGAGAAUCUCUAUUUGGGUUUGGCCCCGAUGACCGUCAGUCAACAAUCGGUUCGGACGAUUUUGACCCUUUUGCAUAUCUGAUGAGCGUUCUGGCAUCACAACGGGCCAGUGGGGUCAACUACCAGUUCUUGGUGGGGAACCAACCGUCAGGGUUUUCGCUGCCGGUUGACAUGGGAGAUUAUUUUAUGGGGCCGGGCUUCGAGCAGUUGAUCCAGCAGUUAGCCGAAAAUGAUCCAAAUAGAUAUGGGACCCCUCCAGCCUCCAAGUCGGCUGUUGAGGCCCUCCCUAGCCUUAAAGUAGAAGAGACUUUACUGAAAUCGGAGCUGGCACAAUGUGCUGUAUGUAAGGAUGACUUUGAGUUGGGAACAGAGGUGAAGCAGAUGCCUUGCAAGCAUGUCUACCACAAUGACUGCAUUCUGCCGUGGCUUGAGUUACAUAACUCAUGCCCCGUGUGUCGCCAUGAGCUUCCAACAGAUGAUCCAGACUAUGAGAGAAGGGCCACAGCCUGGGGUAUUUCUGGUAGUUCCAGUGGAAGUGGAUCAUCACAGGACAAUGGUGCUAAUAACAGUAAUGAUAAUUCUGGUGGGGAUCCUCAGGGACGAAGGAUAGUCGAGAGGAGGUUUACCAUAACAUUGCCAGGGCCAUUGGGGGAGUUUGGAUCAGGAUCUGGGUUGAGUGAUGGGGGUUCAGAGCAAAACCGAGAACCUAAUUAAAUGCAGUUCAGCUUGUGCGGUGGCAGAGUUUUACAAGAGCCUUCCUCAACUGAUGAAGCAGCUUGUCACAGUCAGAGAUAGGUUUUACAUGCAUGUGAAGAUAUGGACAAUACAUCUUAAGGUUUAGGUCGGGGCAGUUACUAUAACGAGUUGGAAGUUUGGUCUUGAACAUGUAUUUGUUGCUUAUCUGUACGAGCUCUGCCAAUAUGGCUAGUCAACCUGCUCAUAGCAAAUUGCACUUACACUGUUUAUUUUUUUUAAUUUUAUUUUUUGUAACAUAAUUGUGCAUGGAAUCGAAGUACUUUUCUUGGAGCUAUUUGCAUAAUUUUCGUUUUCUGGUUGUUUAUCUUCCA